Humulus lupulus (European hop) is the source of this 453-nucleotide messenger RNA. RefSeq lists its product as uncharacterized. Lineage: Eukaryota; Viridiplantae; Streptophyta; Magnoliopsida; Rosales; Cannabaceae. The record is from RefSeq and is a predicted model, not a curated record. The coding region runs from base 1 to 453 and encodes 150 amino acids. The transcript has a single exon.
AUGGAGGCACAACAAGGAGCUGAGAUCGUAUUUGCUCCUGAGUUGCAAUCUAUUUUUGAGCAUGAGUCAAAACAUAUAGCCGAAGAGGUUAGAUUGAUUUGCUGGGCCCCGUGGAGAAACAUGAAUGAGGUUGUAUGGAAUCAGAAGCACUCAACAACUGCAAAAGUAGUAGUAUUUGCAAAAUCUAGUCUUAAUCAAUGGGUACCCGCUCAAGAAAACCACUUCGACCCUUCUCAGUCUAAUCAUUUGGCUGGAGAAGGUAGGGAGCGUUGGACCAAACCAGAGGAAGGUACGAUUAAGAUAAAUGUGGACACAACUAUUUUUGAGGGUAAGGGUCGUUAUGGGUUUAGUAUGGUGGCUCAGAAUCACGAGGGUCAUUUGAUAGAGGCUAUGGUAAAGUGUAGGGAGGGCCAUCUGAGGCCUGCAGAGGCUGAAGCUAUAGGGCUAAAAUAG